ACUGUCCCAAGGCCUCACUCUGCUCGGAACCAAGGAGUUUUUUUUUUUUUUUUCCUUCUCUCUUCGUUUAUUUUCAAAAAGCUUAAUUGGAUGAACCAGGAUUCAAGUUUGAAGCUUUCAUGUUGCAGGUGAAAGUGAAGCCGAAAGGUGUAAAAUCUUCUCACUAGCCAGAGAAAAGUGAGGUACAAAAAGGCAAAACAAGAGCUAUUAGCUUCCCUUCCCAUAACGGAUAAAGCUUCGAUAUUUUUUGUGUUGGAAAUUGGGCCUUCCAAAUUCAGGAGCAAAUCAUUGUAGAAUAAUUUUUAAAGUCAUGGCGGGUCCUUAUCUUGGAAGCUUACUUUCCAUAUCAAUAUUGAUACUGGCAUUUCACACUUCUUAUUCACAAGCCUCACUGGAGAAUGGAAAUGAGAUAAAGUCUGCCACUUUUCUAUCCCCCAAGUUUGUGUUGGGACCAGGAUCAGUUGAGAACAGAUUUUACUACAACAUAGAUUUCCCAAGAGGUCAUAUUGCUAUUAAGAGUUUUAAUGCUGAAGUAAUUGAUGAGGCUGGGAAUCCUGUCCCACUUCAUGAAACAUAUCUGCACCACUGGGUUGUUGUAAGAUACUAUCAACGUUUGGAUGUGGCAAAUAUUGAGAACAAUGACAGGCUGCAGGUUCGUCAAUCAGAUCAUCUUUUUGCAGGGAACAGUGGGAUAUGCCAAGGCAGUCUUCUUAGACAGUAUUUUGGCCUUGGAUCUGAAACACGGAGAACAGCUACCCAUGUUCCAGAUCCUUAUGGAAUAGAAAUCGGUAAUCCUGCUGAAAUUCCUGCAGGAUAUGAGGAGAGAUGGUUGCUUAAUGUGCAUGCAAUCGAUACUCGAGGGGCUGAAGAUAAGUUGGGAUGCACUGAAUGCAGGUGUGACCUAUACAAUGUCACAGUCGAUGAAUAUGAUCGUCCUCUGAGGCCAGACUAUAAAGGAGGGUUAUUUUGUUGCUAUGACCAUACACAGUGCAAAGUUAGAACAGGUUUUGAGGGGACCAGCCGGAGCCUCUACCUUAGGUAUACAGUGAAGUGGAUUGCUUGGGAUAGUUCCAUCAUCCCAGUUAAAAUCUUUAUAUUUGAUGUCACUGAUACUGGGAAAAGGCUGAAUGUCUCUACAGGAAUAAAUACAGAGAGUGGUUGCCAGGUUGAGUAUGAGGUAGAGGCUUGCAGCACAACUGGUGUGACGGGUAAUGGGUGCAUUCACAUCAAAAGGACAAGCCUAACCAUGCCAACAGGUGGUUAUGUCAUAUAUGGCGUUGCCCACCAGCAUACUGGGGGUGUUGGUUCAACUCUGCAUGGAGAGGAUGGACGUGUUAUAUGCACCUCAGUACCAACUUAUGGGGAAGGAAUGGAGGCAGGAAACGAGGCUGGUUAUAUUGUAGGAAUGUCCACCUGUUAUCCUAAACCAGGUUCUAUAGAGAUAGCAGACGGGGAGAGGCUAAUUCUGGAAUCUAAGUACAGCAAUGCUCAAAAGCACACAGGAGUUAUGGGGCUUUUCUACAUUUUGGUUGCAGACCGGACACCAAAGCACACAACUUUCUUAGAUUCUCUUGUUCAUGCACAUGAAAGCGUGGAACCAUCCACACAUGCUUGGGCUGUAGUAGUUCUGUUGGGAUUUGCAAUAACCGUUGGUGUAGCUGCUGCUGUUCAUUCUUGGUUAAAGAAGGGAAACGAUGAUGGCUACCAACCAAUUCGGGUGUAGAGUUGUGCAGUGCAUCCUGAAUAAAGGCUUGGCUUUGAAAUUGACAUAAAUAAUUUUCUGAGACUGAACUUCUCAUUCUCUUUACGAAAGCAGUAUGGAUAGAUAUGAACAACUCAAAGCAAGCGGAAUCAAUCAUAUUGAAUGUAAUAUUUCUUGGCCAAUAGAGGAGUUGAUAAAACUAAAACUAUGUAUUAGAUUCUGUUCCUGCAAAACUAGGUUCUCUGCUUUCGCUUAAUCUAAGUUUGUUUUUCUUUUUA
Messenger RNA from Hevea brasiliensis (rubber tree), 1980 nucleotides. RefSeq lists its product as uncharacterized. The record is from RefSeq and is a predicted model, not a curated record. The transcript is spliced from 5 exons. The coding region runs from base 311 to 1723 and encodes 470 amino acids. Lineage: Eukaryota; Viridiplantae; Streptophyta; Magnoliopsida; Malpighiales; Euphorbiaceae.